Molecule: messenger RNA, 1332 nt
Organism: Arthroderma uncinatum
Lineage: Eukaryota; Fungi; Ascomycota; Eurotiomycetes; Onygenales; Arthrodermataceae
Exons: 2
Coding region: 1-1332 (443 amino acids)
Source: RefSeq, a predicted model, not a curated record
AUGGCGGAAGAUGCCAUGACACAAGGUGGCAGCUCGACGAGGAAGAAUAUACAAGAAGCCGGCUUCUCCGAAGAACUGAAGCAAAGACUACAGGAUAGGAUUGCCGAAAGCUCUUUCAAGAAUGAAAACGCUGCGGCAAUCUCUUUUGCGAACCUUCCGCGGAGCGCGGGUAAAGGAACGCGAGACAUAGCUGCCGCUGCGCCAUGGACAGGGGACGAGAGCAUCCAUGAUGCCGCGCUUCGCAUGCUUGACGAUGCAAGCAAGCCUAUGCGUGUCCCAUUUCGGCCUCCGCAUCCAGGAGGGCCAAUUCCCGCCGUGCACAGGAAGCCCAAACGAAAUGUAUCCUCCGGUGGGCGAUUAGCGGCAGCACGCGAGCGUACCGCAGAAUACACUCUAAAUCAGGAUACAAAUACCUCUAAAGAAGAACGGGAUUCUUUCCGCAAGGAACUUCAAGAGCGCUUCGGACCCGGCGUGUAUUCUUUCCCCGUCUCUAUCCAGGGGCUUAGUUCGUUGGCAAACGAGCGGAUAGAGGACGCAAUGGCGAAGGGUCAGUUUAAGAAUAUCCCUAGGGGCAAGGGGGAAAACGUCAAGCGUGAUCCUACUGCCGACAGCCCGUAUAUCGAUACCACGGAGUAUGUCAUGAAUAGAAUCCUACAGAAACAAGAGGCCACUCCCGAAUGGAUCCAGAAACAGCACUCCAUGCAAUCAGAAAUAAACCAGUUUCGAAGCCGCCUCAGGGAAGACUGGAGAAAUCAUGCUAUUUUAAUGAUUAGAAGCCAGGGGGAAACAAUGGAAACGCAAGUUCGGCGUGCACGCGCCUAUGUCGCCGCGGAAUCUAGACAUAACAAGAUAUUACAAGCUCGUGCCCAGAAUCAACUGAAUGGUUCUGCUGAUAGUCAGGGGCAGCCCUCUACUGCAGGAGGUGAAGAGAUAUCCUCGACUCCCAAUACCGAGCCCCUAGAAGAUCUUCCCUGCCUGAGGGAUCCUCAGUACCUUGCCACGGAGCGAGAGUACCAUGAGCUGAAAAUAAAAAGGCUUAAUGAAUCGAUCCGGUCGUAUAAUCUACAAGCUCCACAGGUUUCGCAGAGAGCGUAUCUUAAUCUCCAGCGGGAGUUGGAUUCAUGUUAUGCUGAUACUGCCCUCGGGCUUCCUGAAGAGAUUAAACGGAGGGCAACGGGGAGAUCCCACAACUCUGGACUUACCAAUGGUCGUCAAGAGGGCCUCGGAGGGUAUCAGCUAUCUCCGGGCUUGGGUCAUAAAGCUCGAAUAUAUGACGAGGACAGUUCUAAGGGCUAUGGCUUCAAGCAGAUGUGGCGAGACUUAUGGGGUUAG